Molecule: messenger RNA, 1962 nt
Organism: Neltuma alba
Lineage: Eukaryota; Viridiplantae; Streptophyta; Magnoliopsida; Fabales; Fabaceae
Product: probable LRR receptor-like serine/threonine-protein kinase At1g05700
Exons: 10
Coding region: 1-1962 (653 amino acids)
Biological process (GO): protein phosphorylation
Molecular function (GO): ATP binding; protein kinase activity; protein binding
Source: RefSeq, a predicted model, not a curated record
AUGAACAUUGCAUCUGAAUGGAUGCUUCUUUUCCUUGCUUUCUUCAUUCCUCUUCAACUCCCAAGCUUGUUAGCCUCUACUGAUACAGGUUACAUAAGCAUAGAUUGUGGGGCAGAGGAGGCCUACACUGACAGUGACAGCAAUAUUUGGUACCAAACAGAUUCAGGCUUUGUAGAAACAGGCAAGAAUCACAAAUUACCCUCAGGUUACAGCUUCGAUCAACCCCAAAUGUCGAAGCAGCUCAACACAUUGAGAAGCUUCCCGGACGGAGUUAGGAACUGCUAUACCCUCACUCCCAAACAGGGUAAAAACAACAAGUAUCUAGUUAGAGCUUUCUUUGCUUACAGAAACUACGACUUGAAGCACACGCCACCUUCUUUUGAUGUGUAUCUUGGCGUGAAUCAUUGGAACACUAUUGAGUUUGGGGAUCUCUACAUGUAUUUUCCCAUUGAAGUCACUCAUUUUGCUUUGUCAGAUACCAUAAGUGUGUGUCUUGUGAACAUUGGAAAAGGGGUUCCUUUCAUUUCGUCCUUGGAACUCUGGCUUCUUACUGAUUCUACUUAUCGAACCUCCAGUUCGUUUCCGCUGGAUAUCUUGACUCGGUCAACCUUUAGCAUGUCUGAAGAUACCUUGUUCGUCAGGUUUGAAGAUGAUGUGUAUGAUCGUGUGUGGUUUAACAGAAUAGUCGGCAAUUCAAAGAAAAUAUCCACAUCAGCAACUAUUGAUUCUUAUGGAAUAGAAAAUACUAACAAGCUGCCAUCACAAGUAUUGAAGACUGCAAUACAGUCUCUGAGUCUCAACUCUUCCUUGGAAAUCUACUUCAAUAACCAUACUGAUAGUUCACACGUGUAUUAUAUCAACCUUUACUUCUUUGAAUUUGAUCAGCGUGUAACAACUCAGAAAAGGAUCGUGGAUGUUACUUUCAAUGAUAAAAGCAUCCUCACAGAUCCCUUUACUACACAACAUCUGAAGCUCGUCACAAUUGUUCAGAAUAUCACACAAGCAGACCAUCUUCGUAUUUCGAUCAAAGCCACCCCAGAAUCUGAUUUGCCAGCCAUGAUCAAUGCCUUUGAGGUUUAUAGAGUACUAAGCCUGACUAAUUCAGCAACUUAUCAAGAGGAUGCUGAUACUAUUCUGAAAAUCAAACAUAUUUAUGGUAUCCCCAUCAUAAAUUGGCAAGGGGACCCAUGCAUUCCAAACCACUUUGCUUGGGAAGAGCUUACUUGCAGCUCUGAUGGCACUCCAAGGAUUAUUUCACUGAACUUGAGCUCAAGGGGACUAACAGGGCCGAUAGAUGUUUCCUUUUCAAGAUUCUCUGAACUACAGUCCUUGGACUUAUCAUACAACAAACUGACUGGAGAAGUACCAGAAUUUCUUGCACAGCUAUCAAAUUUGAAAUUCCUAUUGGAAAGAAAUCCAGGUCUUUGUCUGGCCAGAUCAUGCAAGACAAAGAAGAAUCUUGUUCCAUUAAUUGCAUCUAUUGCAGCAUCCGUGGCAGUUCUAGUAAUGAUUGUCCUUACUUUCCUGAUGAUCCGGAGAAUCAAAAAGAAAAACGGAGUAUCUAAGAAAGAUUGGCAAGAGAAAUCAGACAAAUACGUAUUUUCUUUAAGGGAUGUUAAUAGAAUUACCAAUAACUUCAAAACUAAAAUUGGAAAAGGAGGAUUUGGAGAAGUUUACCUUGGUACUAUGCAAGAUGGUAGAGAUGUUGCUGUCAAGCUACUUUCUCAGACAUCAAGGCAAGGGGAUAGGGAGUUUCACUCGGAGGUAAAUUUGUUGACUAUCGUUCACCAUAAAAACCUGGUUUCUUUUGUGGGGUAUUGUGACGAAGGUGACGUGAAAGCAUUGAUCUAUGAAUAUAUGGACCAGGGGAAUCUGCAAGGGCUAUUGUCAGGUAGAAAUCCAAAUGUCUUGAAGUGGUCAGAAAGACUUCAAAUUGCUGUGGAUGUUGCACUUGGUAUGUGA